Messenger RNA from Eurypyga helias (sunbittern), 566 nucleotides. RefSeq names its product dynein light chain roadblock-type 1. The transcript is spliced from 3 exons. NCBI's taxonomy places the organism in Eukaryota, Metazoa, Chordata, Aves, Eurypygiformes, Eurypygidae. The annotation marks the transcript as partial. Gene Ontology annotation, molecular function: dynein intermediate chain binding. Gene Ontology annotation, biological process: microtubule-based movement. The record is from RefSeq and is a predicted model, not a curated record. Gene Ontology annotation, cellular component: cytoplasmic dynein complex; centrosome; cytoplasm.
GCUGAGGUGGAGGAAACACUGAAGCGAAUUCAGAGCCAAAAAGGAGUGCAGGGUAUCAUUGUUGUUAACUCUGAAGGUAUUCCCAUCAAAAGUACUAUGGACAACUGCACAACGAUUCAGUAUGCGGGUCUCAUGCACAGCUUCAUCAUGAAGGCAAGGAGCACUGUGCGAGACAUUGAUCCCCAGAACGACCUCACGUUCCUGCGGAUUCGCUCCAAGAAAAAUGAAAUCAUGGUUGCACCAGAUAAAGACUACUUCCUGAUUGUCAUCCAGAAUCCAACAGAAUGAUUACACUGACUCGGUCUGGUUUUUUCCUCUGCCCAGCUGUUUUUUUUUAAUUUAAUGGUAAAGAAUAGAGCAUUAGUGUUAACUCUGCUACGCCACUUCAGUAAUGGCUGAAAAAACAAAAGCAGGUGGUUUUGCUGUUGACAAACAGAAAUUGUGGCACUUUUUUUUUUGUAUCACAAGUCGUUUUGAGGAGGGGUUGGUGAAUUAGAAUCAGGCAGUAAAAAAAUCAACAGAUUUUUUUAAUAGUUAAGAAGAUAAUGUAAUAAAAUUCUAAUAAU